AAAUACGCUUGAUCGGCUUAUCUCUUUUUUCUUUCUCAGUUGUCUUUGGGGUUUCUUUGUGGUUCCUUCCCCUUCGCUUCUAAUUAACAAUGUCUGCUGCUAGCAACAUGUUUCUGUAUUGGGGCUCCGGUUCUCCCCCUUGCUGGAGAAUCAUGAUUGCCCUCGAAGAGAAGAAUCUGCAGGGUUAUCAGAACAAGAUGCUGUCCUUCGAAAAGAAAGAGCACAAGUCCGAUGAGGUGCUCGCCAUCAAUCCGAGGGGCCAGCUCCCAUCAUUCAAGCACGGAAAUAUUAUCCUAAACGAAUCUUAUGGAGUGUGUAUGUACUUGGAGAGCCAGUUCAAGUCCCAAGGCUCCCAGCUGAUCCCAGACUGCCGUGAAGAACAAGCUCUUGUUUAUCAGAGGAUGUUUGAAUGCCUGACCUUACAACAGAAAUUGGGUGAAGUGGUUUACUAUACCUGGCUUGUUCCUGAAAAUGAGCGCCAUGACUCUGCUGUGAAGAGGAACUUGGAAGCUCUGUGCACAGAGCUGAAACUCUGGGAAGGAUACCUUAAGAAGUUGGAGUCUGGGUCCUUUAUAACUGGAAAGAAUUUCACAAUGGCAGAUGUUAUGUUCUUUCCGCAGGUUGCUUACGCAUUCCGCUAUGGACUAUCGCAGGAGAAGUUCCCCAGGCUUACAGAUUACUACAGUCAUGUGAAGGAACGUCCCAGCAUCCAGGCCACCUGGCCGCCACACUGGAAGGAGAGCCCCCAAGCAAUGGAUCUGCUGAAAGACCUUUAAUGUAACUGCUCUUCGUUUUAUCAGCAGGCAAAAAAAAAAAAAAAAGAUUCUUAUACUG
Messenger RNA from Polypterus senegalus (gray bichir), 834 nucleotides. It is a transcript of the gene gstr, whose product is annotated as glutathione S-transferase rho. The record is from RefSeq and is a predicted model, not a curated record. The transcript is spliced from 6 exons. The coding region runs from base 90 to 776 and encodes 228 amino acids. NCBI's taxonomy places the organism in Eukaryota, Metazoa, Chordata, Cladistia, Polypteriformes, Polypteridae.